Molecule: messenger RNA, 1301 nt
Organism: Diospyros lotus (date-plum)
Lineage: Eukaryota; Viridiplantae; Streptophyta; Magnoliopsida; Ericales; Ebenaceae
Exons: 7
Coding region: 174-884 (236 amino acids)
Molecular function (GO): protein binding
Source: RefSeq, a predicted model, not a curated record
CUGAUUACGUGCUGUAACCGUUUGGACUUCCACGUUGGAUAUCGAUUGAACAGACAAACCCUUGGCGUCCAGAGAGAAGACGACGCGAUUCGAAGUUCUUUUGAAGAAUCUGCGCUAAAAGAUCAGAAAGCCUAAGGCCGAAGACCUGAAUCUUUGAUUGAUUGGUAAUUUCCAUGGCUGAGAUCGAGAGCAAUCGGGAUUAUUGCAGUAACGACCGUAGUAAUGGAAAGAAAGAGGAGGAGACGAUUGUCCAAAUCUCCCUGAAAAUCAUCGGUCCUUCCCCUCCCUCUCGCCUCGCUGUCCCCUCUCGUGUCAGAGUGCAGGAUUUGAGGAAGCUGAUUGCUGGGAAUGAUCAAUUACCCAUUGAGAAUUUGAAGCUUAUUUUUCGGGGGAAUGUGUUGCAUGACAAGAAAAAUGCUCUAGAUGAAUUCAUACAACUCAAUAAUGGAGAUUCUCUGGUUGUUGCUGUCAAACCAAAGCCACCAGUUAAACACAUCCGAGAUGGUUUUGACGACGAUGAUGAUGAAGAUGAUCUGAAGUUUCAGCUUCCUCAGUUAAGUAGUGCAUGGAAGAGGAAGCUAUUCUCCUUCUUACGUGACAAAUUGAAGUUGCCUGAUAUGCUUCUGAUGGCAAUUUUCUCUCUGACUCUGAAGGCAUGGACCAUUAUUGUUACAUGGUUUAUAUUGGCACCUGUUGCCCAUCAAUGGGGUUUGGGACCUUUAUAUAUACUUGCUACUGGCUUUGCUAUCAUUUUCCUUAAUCUUGGACAGCGGCAGCAUGGUGAAAUGAGUGCAUAUUCCAUCUUCAAUGAGGAUUUUCGAGAGCUCCCAGGGACCCUUAAUGCUGAUCGUCUUGACAGAGACAUCAGAGCGGGCCAGUUUUGAGACUGUUAGGGCUACUCGUGGCAUCUCCACGUGUAUAUGAUGUAUCUACAGAUGGAACAGAAUUUCCUUUUGGAGGUAUUUGCAAUGAUAUUUUCUCUUCAAGUUCUCUCAAAGUCCCCAUUUGUACUCAUGGUAGGUGAUGAAAAAGGACUUGUUUGAAAGUGCAAAGCGAAACACCAAAAUUUUGAGCUAUGACAGGUUCUAUCUGUAAAGGGGUUAGUCUGGAGAACAGACCCUAGCAUGGGUUGUUUCUCUCUCUUUUUUUAAGCUAAUUAGAGGUUGUUUCUUUUAUCAUUGAGUAAAACUUGUUUAAGAAAAGGAAAAACUUGACUCGGAUGCUUUGGUGUACAAGAAAUUAUAGCAAACAAGCAACUCUGUAUAUAGCGUGUUUAAUUUCAGGAUUCUUGCUUUUGGAAA